AUGUGCACCAGGGGUCAGAUCAUUGCCAGUCUCUUCGUGCUCUCUGCUAUGGAAAUAGGCUUCGGGGUCACCAGCGUGGCUUUGGGUGCAGUCACCAUCGGGGGGAGCCGGGCUCGCCAACCCCAGCUCGGGGACUCUUCACCGUUUUUAAUCUGUGGAAUAUGUGGAAUUGUCUGCGCUAAAAAGAAAUCUGGUCGGAUAAUGAUAUUAUUUUCUGCCUGUUGUAUCUGUGGACUGAUUGGAGGAAUACUAAAUUUUCAGUUUCUGCGAGCAGUAGCAAAAAGGACAUUUACUUACCCCAUUUAUCUGGCUUCCAUGUCGAUGGCAUGCCUGGGCAUUGCGGGGUGUACCCUGUCUGCCUGGCUCACCUGCCGCCUGGCCAGCAACGAGCAACAGAGGAUGUUCUUGGAAAGAGAUCACUCACUGCAUCACUCUCAUGAAAUGACAGAAAAAGCUGAGAUCCUCACCGUUACAGAAGACAGUCUUAAGCCAAUUCAGUUAUCUUGGCACGAUAUCAAGAAACAGCUGAGAGCACAGGACACAGCAAGAGCUGUGGACAUCCUGAUUGACAUCCCAGAUAACCUAAGCAAUGGAAUGCCACAAAUUGUGCAGAAUGGGAGACCAAUUUGA
Pristis pectinata (smalltooth sawfish) is the source of this 630-nucleotide messenger RNA. Its product is annotated as transmembrane protein 196. NCBI's taxonomy places the organism in Eukaryota, Metazoa, Chordata, Chondrichthyes, Rhinopristiformes, Pristidae. The coding region runs from base 1 to 630 and encodes 209 amino acids. The record is from RefSeq and is a predicted model, not a curated record. The transcript has 5 exons.